Molecule: messenger RNA, 1617 nt
Organism: Lathyrus oleraceus (garden pea)
Lineage: Eukaryota; Viridiplantae; Streptophyta; Magnoliopsida; Fabales; Fabaceae
Product: protein EXPRESSION OF TERPENOIDS 1
Exons: 2
Coding region: 262-1311 (349 amino acids)
Biological process (GO): positive regulation of DNA-templated transcription
Cellular component (GO): nucleus
Molecular function (GO): DNA-binding transcription factor activity; DNA binding
Source: RefSeq, a predicted model, not a curated record
UAGAAGAACGAGUGGGUGAAAAUUAAUAACCAAACCUAAACUAAACAACUUACUUAAUUUGGACUUGAAACCAAAGAAAAUUACGGUUAUAGUCUCUGAUCACACACAGAAAACUUUAACAAACACAUACUCUCUCUCUUCAAAACUAAUUUAAGAUUCUCGAAGCUUCUUCUUUUCUACUGAUAUGGAUGUUAUUGUUGCUGUUAUAAUUAUAACUGAAUUGGUGAACAAGAUCAUUUCACUUUUUUAUUACAAAUCAACAUGGCAGGUUUCUUCUCUCUAAGCAGUGGAAGAGGAAAAGAAGAAGCAAGAGAACAAGAAGAAAAUAAUAACAGUGGAAACACUAAUAAUCAGUUUCUCUUCAGAAACGAAGAGAUCUACAACAACAAAGGAUUCGAGAUAUGGCCGCAACCACAACAAUCUUCUUUUCAUCAUCCACAAAAUCUUAACAACUUUUACUCCUUCGGUGUUGGUGGUGGAGGUGGAGGUGGAAGCAGUAGUAGAAGAAACGAAAACAAUUUAAACGACGAUGUUUCCGUUUCGUUUUCCGAUGAAUCAACUAGAUUUGGAUUAACAGUGAUGAGGUCUUCCGGCGGUGGUUUAAGCGGCGGUGGAAUGAACUGCCAAGAUUGCGGUAACCAAGCGAAGAAAGAUUGUCCUCAUCUUAGAUGCAGAACUUGUUGUAAGAGCCGAGGGUUUCAGUGUCAAACUCAUGUUAAAAGUACUUGGGUUCCCGCCGCGAAACGCCGUGAACGGCAGCAUCAGCUUUCAUCUUUGCAGCAACAAAAUCAGCACCAGCACCAGCACCAGCAGCAACAACAACAACAACAGUUUCAUUCCUCGCGACGACACAGAGAAAAUCCAAACGAUACUUCUGCAGGAGGAGCUUCCGGUUCUCUUGCUUGUACUCCAAUACCUAUCACUACCACAGGGUUGGAGCUGGGGAGUUUUCCACCGGAACUGAAUUCACCGGCGGUGUUCCGGUGUGUGAAAGUGAGUGCAAUGGAUGCACAGGAUGAACGUUACGCUUAUCAAACUGCUGUGAACAUAGGAGGACGUGUUUUCAAGGGAAUUCUCUAUGAUCAAGGACUUGAAAGUAGUUACACUGGUGUAAAUGCUGGUGGUGGAAGUGGUGGUGGUGGUGGUGGUGAGGGUUCUUCUGGUGGUGGCGGCGGUGAAGGAAAUCAACAGAAUCUGAUAACAACCACCACAACAAAUGUUAACAAUCCAUUUGAAUACUCAUCACUUUAUCCAGCACCUCUUAAUGCUUUCAUGGCUGGUACGCAAUUCUUCCCACCUCCAAGAUCCUAAAGACGUAACGUAACCCCUCUUUCUAUCUCUAUCUAUGAUCUAUUUCAAUAAUUAUUUGAAUUGAAACCAUUACUUAUGUUAAUUUUAUGUAUCAAUGUUAAUUUCUAUGUCUAGUUUUGAUUUAAAUUAUUAUGAGUUCUGAAGUAGCAGUAUACUAAGCUACUAGCUAUAGAGUACUAUAGUUAUGUAUUUUUACAAAUGAUUACAACGAUGAUGAUUAUUCAGUGUGCACGAAAUUAAAGGGUGCUGGAAGAAUGUCUAAUUUGUUUUGUCCAAUCCAAAAUCUCAGUUCAGAUUUUCAUGUUA